Mesocestoides corti is the source of this 663-nucleotide messenger RNA. NCBI's taxonomy places the organism in Eukaryota, Metazoa, Platyhelminthes, Cestoda, Cyclophyllidea, Mesocestoididae. The record is from the annotation of a GenBank genome assembly.
AUGAAUCCAGAUGAGGAAACGGUUCGUUCAAGAUUCAACAUCGACCCCUGUCAACAACUCGAGGAUUUCCACUUCCGCGAAACCCGAUCGGACAUUCAAUCCUCCGUAAUCUUGUUGAGUCAACGAGUCAAGCGUCAGUAUAUGAGCGAGUUCGUGCUGCCUGAUGAUACAAGGAUUGCCGUGAGUCGAAUUGAGUCGUCACUUCCGGUUGACCAAAAACAGGAGGUUCUCGUAAAUUUGGCCGUCCGACAUCCCUCCAAUUCCUUUUUACCGAAAUUCGUGACCACUCUACACAGAGAAGUUGAUGAUUCAAAGUCAGACAUCGAGUCUAGUACCACCCUGGAGACCUCGGAGGAUGCGACUACAGAUAGCGAAAUUGAAAAAUUCCCUGACAAAUUUUCAGGAAGCAUAAACCUCCGAAUUUCGGACUACCUCGGUGACGACGCAUGGGCCGCGAACAUUCUGGAGUGGAAUUCUGGUGCAAGUGGUGACUUGCUUCGACACCUAGAAGCCGAUUGUCGCCUUGAUCCCGAUUCUUAUAGAAUGGAACGCUUGCAGCGUCGACGCAACUUGAAGACGGUCGUGGACAUUCAGCAAGAGCCGCAAACCCGAAAUCUCGACAUAGGACGCAAAGAAAAUAAAACAGAUUCGACACCAGAUUGA